Astyanax mexicanus (Mexican tetra) is the source of this 1342-nucleotide messenger RNA. Its product is annotated as interferon-induced protein 44-like. The record is from RefSeq and is a predicted model, not a curated record. Lineage: Eukaryota; Metazoa; Chordata; Actinopteri; Characiformes; Acestrorhamphidae. The coding region runs from base 107 to 883 and encodes 258 amino acids. The transcript has 5 exons.
AGUCUGUAAAGGGACUGGGGAGCGUAACCGUAUCAUAUAAAUAUCAUAUACGGUUCUAGCAACUGAUUAGUUUGUUUCCUUUUUGUACCCUUCUAGUCAAGAUCCAAUGAUCGGCUACCUAAAGACCUUUAGAAUUAGUCGGGAGGAUGUCAGUGAGCUCCGCUUCCUCCUGCAUGGACCAGUCGGAGCAGGGAAAUCCAGCAUCAUAAACACUGUCAAAAGCAUAUUUGAAGGACAUCAGUUCAUCAACUGUCUGGCUGCAGCAGAAGUAACAAAGAGCUUUACAGUAAAAUUUAAGAAGUUCAGUCUUCGGAAUGUACCUUUCGCCAUGUAUGAUGGGAUGGGUCUAGAAGAUGGAGAUACAAAAGGGGUGCACGCUGAAGACAUCAUCAACGCUUUAAAAGGCCACAUAGCUGACAACUACGCAUUUAACCCUGCAAGUGCAAUAGACAAUACAAGCAAAUACUACAUCCACAACCCCACUCUGAAUGACCGGAUGCACUGUCUAGUGAGUGUGAUUCCAACAGACAGAAUUUCCCUAAUGAAUGACGAUACCAUUCAGAAAAUGAAGGUGAUCAGAGCAGCAGCGACUAAAUUAGAAAUUCCUCAAGUGCUGUUCAUGACAAGAGUGGACCAGGGGUGCAAGCUGACACAGAACGACCUGGGUAAGAUCUACCAAAGCAAGAAGAUCAGAGAUAAGGUAAUGGAGUGCAGUAACAAGCUGGGUGUUCCAGUGAGCUGCAUCUUCCCUGUGAAGAACUACAGUGAGGAGAACAAGUCCGAUGAGAAGCUGGACUGCCUGAUGCUGGAAGCCUUUAGUCAGAUCGUGCAUUCAGCUAACGACUACUUGGCAGGGUUAAAUGAGGAGCAUGAUAUGGAAUGAGUUUUGAUGAAACUAAGCUUGUUUUUGUUAAUGCUAAUAAUAUAUUAGGAUUGUAAAUAGGCACAUCUGGACACAACAUCUGGACAAUUUUCGUUUCUAAAUACAAGUACUUCCUAUUUUAUACUACAUUAGCAAGGCAACUCAAAGGUACACUAGGUAGGAUUUCCUUGAUAAUUUAUCUUUUUAAAGAAGUACAAUUACAGCUUCAUCCUCACUGCAGAGAUCCAUUGAGGUGUAAUAGGAGCUCUCUUGCGUCUGUGCUGGCCUUCUCUGAGCUCAAACCAGACUCUGUAAGUUUUCCUAGGCGGUCGCGGCCAACGCUUGCGAGAACUGCGCCUCUUUCCAGAACUGUGACCUGCUUUCCGACUGAAGUUAUAACAGUUCUACAAGGACUACAAAAACCCGGUUGAUUAAUUCUUUUACAGACGCUAACUAAUGGUGAUGGACACUAAUGGUGAU